AUGAGUAUCAGCAACUCGAGCCUAGCAUGCCCGAUUACCAGCAGCAAUACCUCCGUUAUUGACCACUGGGGCGACUACCCCAGUCCGACGCGAGACCACAUGGCCUGCUACGCGCCGUACCUCGCCGGCCGUGAAGGCAAGGAGGUCUCCGACCGGCUGGCGGGAUGUUGCAACGGCACUGUCGCGGUCGUGUACGACGACUCGAUAUCCAUGAAGACGCCCGGCUGUUUUUACUACUGCAACGUCACCGCAAUGGGCCAGAAGCAGCUUGACACCGCCGAAGGCUUCAACUCCAUCGAGAAGUGCCUCUCGAUCCUGCCCGAUUACUACGGCAACAAGUCUGGCGUGCGCUGCUAUCCGCGGGAGAGCAAGCUGUCGAAUGCGGUUAGAUAUAUCUCGAUAGGCUUCGUGACCAAACUGCUGGGUAUUUCGGCGCUGACGCUGAGUGCCCUUGUUAACGGGGUUUGA
Molecule: messenger RNA, 468 nt
Organism: Thyridium curvatum
Lineage: Eukaryota; Fungi; Ascomycota; Sordariomycetes; Thyridiales; Thyridiaceae
Exons: 1
Coding region: 1-468 (155 amino acids)
Source: RefSeq, a predicted model, not a curated record